AUGUGGGAGGUGCUGAGACAAAUUCCGUGGCAGUUACAAAGCGAACUGGCUGCCAAGAUGGAGAGCAGGGAACAAAUGGCCUUGACCUUCUAUAAUCCUAAGGUUCCCAAAAUUAAGGGGAACCGGCACUACCAAAGGCCUACCCUCCCCGUCAACAAAUAUCCGAAUGCCUCAAUGCCACCCCAGAGGCGGCAGCAGCAUGUGAAUCAGGCACACAUCUACAUCCGAACGUUCUGUGGCAGCCUGUGUGGUUUUGGUUUCCUAAUGGUGAUCUGCAUGUCCCCACUGAACUGGGUGAGGUUCCUGGUGACCAAGAAUGGCUUUGAGCUCUACGCAGGACUCUGGAUCACAUGCAACUAUGAGCUGUGCUGGAGCCACACACCCAAACCACCCUAUUACCUUCAAUAUUCCAGGACUUUCUUCCUCAUCUCUAUCUUUUCCAUACUCGUUGCCCUUGGCUGGCUCAUCAGCUCUUACCUGCCUAGAAGAGGAAGUACGACCACCAACUUCGAUCUGAAGGUAUCCAUACUGAGCUUCAUCUCAGGGAUCAUGUCCCUCCUCAACUAUAUAACUUUCAGAUUUCCUCCCCUUGAUCAAAAUGUCACUGCGAGUCCCACGGAGAAGUCAAGGCUGGGGGUUGGUCCAGUGACCAAAGAAUUACCUGCUGAAGAUGAAGGGUUAAGGUCUGAUAUGGAAGCUCCAACUGAGGAAGAGAAAACAGCCCCUGAAGCAGAACCGUGAUGGUGAUAGGAAAACCCAACUACUGCUUGUUUUAAAAACGGAAGAGAGGCUGAGUUGGAAAUGAUUGUGUAGAUUCUAGGAAACUCUCCUAAUGUCAUGUCCAUGCUAUUGAAGGAGAUAGCAGUAAAGCUAUCUUUUGUGUGCACUGGAUCCAAAAUAUGUAUUAUAGAAAUGUAAAGAAAAUAAAAAAAAUCCACUUAAGAAAAAAAAUUUUUUAAGUUUAUUUAUUUUUGAGAGAGAGAGAAUGAGAGGGGCAGAGAGACAAUCCCAAGCAGGCUCCGCGCCAUCAACAUGGAGCCUGAUGCAGGGCUCGCAAUCACUAACUGUGAGAUCAUGACCUGAGCCAAAGUCAGGCACUUAGCCAACUGAGCCAUCCAGGCUCCCCAAGAAAAAAUUUCUAAGAUAAAACAUCUGUGGUUAGAAUCACAAAUGAAAGAAACUAGCAGUAGGUGCAGUGUGUGGAUUAGAGAUGUCUUUGGGCAUCAGGGAUCUUACAGAGCAGAAUGACCCAUAGAGAAAGAUGUCAUCUAGAGGAAGAUGUCAUCUAGAGAAAGAUAUCAUCUAAUUCUGCUUGAAAAUUUCUUUUCUUUAUUAUAUGUGGCCUAUACUGUUGAAUCUGAAUUGCAGAUCAUUGCCAGCAAUGGAAUAAACAUCAGUAGACAUAAUACUUAUCAUCCAUAGGUACUGAAAGGUGCUGGGGUGGGAGGUGGGUUCUGGGGAAUCCAUGAGGUCCAAUUUCCUAUGAGGACUGGUCAUUUGAAACCUUUACAGUCUAUUAUGUGAACCCACUGCUUCUCCCUAGGCUGAGAGAUAUCUUAACCAGGCCUCCACAAGCUUCUGAAACUGUGCACAAAAUUUGUGGAUGCCCUUUUCUGUGAAAAGAGCCACAGACUCCAUCAGAUUUUUGAUAGGCCUGUGACUCUUUUGAUUCCUGUUACUCAGUUUUGUUUUAAUGAGCCAAAUGAGGCUAAAGGGCUUUCUUCAGCCUAAGUAUAUAGAUGUGGACCAAGUUAAAAGGUUUUACCCUAUAAAACUAAGUAAGGCAAUCACAUAGGUCUUUCAAUGGCUAAAGAUCCCUUUCAAACCCAGACCUCAUUCCAUGCAGAAAGUCCCUGACAUUCAUUUUGUUCUUUAUUCCUUUAGUAGCUGCCACUACUACUCUACUGGUUGAGGUGCAUACUUCUCCCCCAACCUGGCAGUGGAAUGGACUAUAGUGCCCAGCUUGAACCCCUUUCUGCUCUUAAAGAUAAGCUUUUGGGUCCUUUUGGUUUAAUUUAAAGAUUUACUGGUAACUUCUGUAGAAAACAAACAUAACAGCAUGGAGCAAUUAUGUAGGGUUUUUUGGGUUUUUUUUUUUUUGCCUUUUUAAGAUAAUUUUAUUUGAGUGGUUCU
Felis catus (domestic cat) is the source of this 2133-nucleotide messenger RNA. RefSeq names its product transmembrane protein 202-like. The transcript is spliced from 4 exons. Lineage: Eukaryota; Metazoa; Chordata; Mammalia; Carnivora; Felidae. Bases 1 to 741 code for a protein of 246 amino acids. The record is from RefSeq and is a predicted model, not a curated record. Gene Ontology annotation, cellular component: plasma membrane.